Messenger RNA from Ahaetulla prasina, 4898 nucleotides. It is a transcript of the gene IL17RE, whose product is annotated as interleukin 17 receptor E. The record is from RefSeq and is a predicted model, not a curated record. Bases 190 to 2388 code for a protein of 732 amino acids. Lineage: Eukaryota; Metazoa; Chordata; Lepidosauria; Squamata; Colubridae. The transcript is spliced from 17 exons. Gene Ontology annotation, molecular function: interleukin-17 receptor activity.
CCAAAGAAUGCAGCCUAGCAAGAUUAGUUAGGUUAGGGCAGGGCAGGGUACAGCGGUGUGCAAGGGAAGAAGGGGUGGAGACACACUGGCAGCUACCCUGGCCUAGAUAUGCUGCCGAGAGAGAUCUGACUCUUGGACUUUUUAACAACAGCCAUGUUCCAGCCCAGCUGAGGUCUAGCCCCGCACCCCAUGGGGAGUCCCACUCUCAGAGUUCUGCUGCUCCUCACCGCCUUCCUGCUGAACCUCCAGCUUGCUGCACUCCAGACCCACCAGCCGUGUUCCUGCGGAGAAGUCCUCACCAACUUUGACUGCAGUAUUUAUGGAGAGGGAGAUCUACCCAGCGUCUGUUCCCAAUGCCAGCACAAGCUGCAGGAAAGCCCAUCUCAGCUCUUGCCAGCCCUUCUCCUAAGCACCGUUCAGUGUUGCAAGGAUGAAAAACAGACCUGUCUGCAGGUCUAUGUGGCUCUGAACUCUACAGGCAUUGAAGGCUUAAAACUGGAUUUUCUCCUUCUACGUUCUAACCGUUACUUCACGCUUCGGGUCAUGAAAACACAGGAGCAUCAGAACAAUACUGGGGCUAAGUGGCAGAUGCAGUUUGGCAGCUUCCAGGUGGCGAGUGGUGAGCCGAUACAUGUCUCAGUGAAGACUAUUCCUUCCGGGAAGCUAAAACUCAGCCAGACCUAUACAGUCACUAAUAACCAAUCAGCACCUGAGUUCCAGUACAGAUGGGUACCAGCUUCCCGGGCUAUUGAGGUGUCUGCUCCCAAGGCCAUCACUGCACGCCUGUGUCAUAAAGUGGACAGGAUAUGCACAGAACUGCACCAAUCUUUCCAUCAGCAGGUACUGGUUUCCAAACAUCACCCUGCUGUGCUGCCGUACGAGUUCCUUCUUCCCUGUCUGUGCAUAGAGGCAUCACAUAACCACAAAGACAGCUUACGCAAGAUCGUGUGUCCUUUCCAGGAUCAGCCAAAAGCCUAUGCUGCAGAUCUCUGGUCCUCGGCGCACUUUCAUGAUUUCAGUUCCAGUGACAAAACCGAAAUGGCCAUAUUUUUGAGCGGCCGCUGCUCCUUUCACCCCACUGUCUCACUUUGCUGGAAGGAAAAUUCUGUUCCAGAGGCAACCUGUCAAGAUAUCCCCAAUUCCACAGUUCCUGUGGCCAACAAGAAUUCUAUGCCAUUUGAGUUUGAAGACCCUGACAGGCGUACAAUUCCUAUUGCAACGUACAUCAUUGGAAGCGUAGAUGUGAAUCCACAGCUCUGCUUCAAGUUUUCUUACAUGAACACCAGCCACACUGAGUGCCCACACCAGGCAGAUACUACCUGGAAUGUAUCUGUCAGUGUGAAAUUUUUGCAGCUUCACUUAAACUUCAAUUCUCGCACGCCGGCUUCCUUUAGUUCCGCCUUAUGCCAGCCGGUAUCUUCAAGCCAGUGCCAACCUGAACCCUCUGUCUAUACCAUCACCCAUACAGGGGGAUCUGCCUUGGGUGAAAUGAACCUCAUUCUUCCUUGGACAGUCUCGAGAAGUUGUAUACUGGUCUGGCGUUCUGAUGUACAGUUUGCUGGCAAGCGACUCCUGUGUCCGGAUGUUUCUCACCGACGCUGGGGACUGCUGGCCUUUGCUGUAGGUCUGGGCCUGGGAUUGCUGGCUUUGGCGAUCUUCCUGAUUCACUGGAAUACGCACAGACUCCGUAGAGACGUACCUUGCCGGCACCAUUCUCGUCCCAUCCUGCUGAUCUAUUCUCCUGAUUCAGAGGAGCACAAACAGUUGGUCUGCUCCUUUGCCGCAUUGUUGCAGUCGGCGCUGGGCUGCCCUGUGCUAUUGGACCUCUGGGAGUUGGGCCACGUGGGACGACUGGGCAUCUUGCCUUGGGUGUAUGCCCAACGGGAACUCGUGGGUCGCAAGCAGGGCCAGGUGUUACUGCUGUGGAGCGCGGGCAGUGCCAAUGCUUAUGGACUCUGGCAAGGAGAAGCAAGUAGCCCUGGUAGGAAAGCUCCAGAGCCCUACGACCUCUUUGGGGCGGCCAUGGCCUGUUUACAAGGCGAACUUCAGGGUACGGCUGGAACGGUCCAGCGAUGUGACUGGGUAAUUACUUAUUUCAAUAAACUGUGUGACCGGCGGGAUAUUCCACGUGCUCUGCGCCUUCUUCCCCGUUACCGCCUGCCUCAGGACUUGCCGGACCUGGUUGGGGUCCUGCAGGGCAACUCCAGCUCAGGACCCAGCUGGCUCCAUGCUAGUGCCAAAGCCCUUGUGUGCCAUCUGCUCAAAGCUGAGAAGAGGAGGAGUUCACGGAAACAGCGGAAUCAGCCAUGGAGUAAGAAUAUCAGGAGACUGGAAGAAUCCCUGUUCCCGCUCACUCAACCCAAGGCACAUGGGCCAAGCUGCGCUUGAGGACUGUGGACUAAAGGUGUACUGCAAAAUGGGAUUGAUCCCACUGGUUAUCCGUAGGCAGAAGGUAUUCAUUGGGCCUCAGAGGAGUUGGCUUCUUUAUGGUGCCUAAGAAAUGGCAUCUGUAAUCAUCUUGGCCGGUAAAUCCAAUGCCACCAAAAAUAAUAAUAAUGGAAGGAGUCCAGCUCAGCUAAACGUAAAGCAGAGAGAUUUCUCUGGAUGUGCCAGAGAAACCCACACACACACAUCACCUGGUGGUCAUGGCAACGGUUGCCAUAGAGGUGAGAGGGUACUGCGAAGAAGAGGUCAUGGCCUUGCUGCUGAAAGCAGGAUGGUGCAAUAUGAACGUUGUGGGCACAGGGGCUGCUUCCUAGAAAAUUCCUCCUGGAGGAUAGUAAGCUUGUCAAAAGGCAGCCAGGUUAGGCUCAGGGAAGAGGAUCUUUAGUCCAAGCUAGAUGGACUAAACGAAGAGGCUGAAUUCUUGCUUUGUUCAACGUCCAUCACUUCAGGACUCUAACCCACAGAAGGUGGAGAGCAACUUUGACACCUUUCAGAAUGUUCGGUUUUUUUUAUUUUUAUUUUUGAAACAUGGGUCCUUAACAUUUCUACUUGUGGAGACACAAAGACCAGCACGAAGAAGCCUGCGGAUAGCGAUCUCCUAGAUCAGUGAUGGUUAACCUUUUCUGGACUUCAUGUGCGUGUGCACCCCCAAAAUGCAGUGCACACGUGGCCCUGCGCAUGUGCAUGCAGGGACCCCUUGCGCAUGCUCAUGCAGGGACCCCCUGCGUGCACCCUACCUUCCAGCUGGAUGGCGGGAGGUGCGCGCACAUGCAUGGCAGAGCUGACCUGGGGCGAUGGCUCACGUGCCCAUAGAGAGGGUGCCGCGUGCCACCUCUGGCACGCAUACCAUAGGUUCGCCAUCACAGUCCUAGAUAGUACACUAAGGGUUGUUCUCCACUGUUGAGUAGAGGUUCUCUCCAUCUACUAUGAGCUGGCAAAAAUGCUAUACCAACAGGGAGUCAGCUGUCCCCAUUACCAAUUCUAUCCCAAUUCUGUCGCCUGUCAGUGCAGUCUCCUGACUCCCUUCAAGGAAAUGGGGUGACAAAGACCCAACAGAUUUUAUGCCCCUUAGAACCGCUCUGGAGUGGGUCAGAAAUAUGUGGGAAAACACUAUUUGAACACCAAUACAGCUGAAAAAGAAUCUAGCUAGAGAAGAUAAGUCUUUUUCCUCAUACGGUGGGGACAAAAUGAUGGCAGCAUCAAGGGGAUGUCACAGAACAAAAGGUCUUCUCAGAGUGCGUUGUUGCUGUGGGACAAGCAAGUGGGAAAAGGACUUACAAAGCCAUACAAUUAGGUGAAUUUAAAUGUAAUCAGCUACCCGCUUGCCUUGCUUUUGACAACUCCGUUGCCAAACCAGCAAAACAAGCACGUUGCUAGGAGAGUUGUAAGAUCUUUAUUUUGUUUUGGGUGUUUAAUCUGCGGAGGUUGUUGUUGUUGCUGCUGCUCAGGUGGUACAUCUGUCCUUGGUGCUGCUAUCUUGAAAUACAAUAAUAAAGAUGACUUUUAAAGGAAAUUUCAAAAUCCAAAGGGCUCUUUUCUGCUUCAGGUAUCUACAACACUGUACUGAUGGUCUCUUAAAAAAUAGAAACCUUGAUAAACUAAAAUCACCAUGCCUUAUUUAGAAGUAUUUCUGCAGCCCUCGUGGCUUUGAAAGUAAGCUCGCCAAUCUUUUCGAUGAAUAACCCCCCCUGAUGGAAGGGCUGUCUGUGUUAUCCCAUAAUGCAGCUUUAGCCAACUUGUGGCCUUUCAAAUAUGUCGUGUUUACAGCUUUCAGACCUAACCAUGUUGGUUUAGAAUUCUGAUUAGAUCCAACAUAUCUGGAAGACAACAGAUUGGAGGACAUUGUCCUAAUGGCUUCGGACAGUUGGCUCUUCCAUUUAAAAUAGUUUUGUACCUCAGGGUCUAUUAUUGUUUAUUUCUAUUUAGAUCUAAUUCUAGAUCCACAUACACAUGCAUAUCAUUCACAUAUACAGGUAGGCCUUGACUUACGACCACAAUUGAGCCCAAAGUUUCUGUUGUUAAGUGAGAUAUUUGUUAAGUUAAUUUUGCCCCAUUUUUAUGAUCUUUCUUGCCCCAGUUGUUAAGUAAGUCACUGCAGUUGUUAAAUUAGCAAGAUGGCUUCCCUAUGGACUUUGCUUGACUGAAGGGUGCAAAAGAUGAUCACGUGACCCCGGGACACUGCAACCGUCAUAAUAAAUACAUGCCUGCUACCAAGCCUCCCAAUUUUGAUCAGGUGAGCGCAGGGAAUGGUACAAAGGUUUUGUAAGUGUGAAAAAUGGUCAUAAAUCACUUUUUUCGGUGCUGUUGUAACUUCAAAUGGUCACUAAACAAAUGGUUGUAAAUCAAGGACUAUCUAUAUACCAUACAGGGCUUGAGUUGUUGCUUUUGUUUUACUUAUAUGCUUUUCCAUUUCAUCGUUCAAAUGACCCAAUACAAUAAAUGUAUAAAUAAAG